Glarea lozoyensis ATCC 20868 is the source of this 993-nucleotide messenger RNA. RefSeq lists its product as uncharacterized. The transcript has a single exon. NCBI's taxonomy places the organism in Eukaryota, Fungi, Ascomycota, Leotiomycetes, Helotiales, Helotiaceae. The record is from RefSeq and is a predicted model, not a curated record. Bases 1 to 993 code for a protein of 330 amino acids.
AUGUCCUCCAAAGUCGACAUACAGUCGGGCCCGUUGUCAAACGAAAAAGCCUCCUUCGACAACUCCUUCGAAGCCUAUCAACUUGAAGUUAUUCCAGCCAAGAGUCUACCAGAUCGACCAGACGACGAGGAAACCAAAUUUCUUGAAACAAUUCGGGGACAUCUAUCUGUGCAGCGCUUGAGGGAUCGGCUUGCCAUAUUGUUCAUAAUGGUGGGCGUUGUGAUUUUCACAUGGCCUUUUUUCUAUCUCGACUCCAACACGAUUUCAGACUUCCAAGUCAAGAUUCGAGCAAUACCAUUCUGCAUAUCCUAUAUUGCAUCGGCUCUCAUAUCUCUUGCCGUAUUCCGAAGAAGGGUCGGGCAGUCAGCCCAUCCUACGGGAUUGAUGGACAAAAAACCUGAUAUCAUUGGUGCUUUUCGGAAGAGGGUGACGGAAAAUUAUUUCAAUGUGUCAGAUCCGAUGUACUACUUCCUGCGACAUGCCGCAGACCCAAAUCUCCCAAGAACCGGAACUUUCGAUAAAUUGCUUCGUCGUGAAAUAUUAUGUAUCUUAGGAAUGCGCCACGUACUCAAGAUCAUCGUAUUGGGAUUUGCCUGCCUCAAGUACGAAGACUUCCUGGAUGCUCCGAUAACUCACUGGAUUUGGCUACCGUGUUGGUUUGGAUUUGGUGCAUGUGUGGAUGAGAUGGCUGAGGUUGAUUGCAUGGGCUGGUAUUGGUCUCAAAGCAGGUUUCUUCAAUCUAUUAGAAGGGAAUGCUUAAUUUUAUGUGCGAACAACGACACUGAGAAGGCUUUCCAAAAGCAAGUCAAGCCCGAAGUCUAUUUGGCGGAAUGGUUCGAAUUUCUGAUGGUGGAUGAGAAGGAAUCAGAAGAAGCCCAACAACGAGCACGGAUGUGCCUUAAGGUGCUGGUUGAGCAAAUCAGGUUCCCAGCCACCGAUGACGCAUCCCAGAGACUGAGGAAGCCCAAGGAUAUUCUAGGUCUUCUUGCUUAG